CACACACACACGCACACACACACAGAGAGAGAGUCAGUGAACUCCGCGAGCGUCUCUCGCGCUGUGGAUCGUCAGUCUCGCGCUCGGCGCGUGUGGAGAAGCAGCUGCGCCGCAUGCCUCCUCGAGGAGCGAUGUGAUUGACUCCUGCUCUUCUUUAGGAGAAACCGACGCUUCGAGACAGCAGGAGAACCGAGCCGAUCGGAACAGUUCCAGUGCGCGCGCGACACGCGCCGGACGCGGAGCGAUGGAUUCGUCAGCUCGGCGCUCGCGAGGAAACACAGAUGCGCUGUGGACCGGUGGCUUUAGCUCGACCUUGAGCUCUUGCAGCUGUGACUGAACAGAAAUUCCUUUAACACCGACCCGCCAGCGACCGCAGUUCCUCUCUAUCUCUUCUCACGGUCUCAAUGGCUAAUCUUCUGAGCUAUGUUUUGUUCCUGGCGCUCCGGACGUUUGCUGCCCCGCCAGAGUACAUCCAAGUGUGGCCCGGCGGAUCGACGUCAGCCCCAAGAGAUCCGGGCAACGAUACGGUCGGCCCUUCUUUAGUUCCCCCUCCAGGAACCAGCAAACACGCUCCGCACAGCAUCAUCAUCGGCGUGCGGAAAGGAGGCACCAGAGCGUUGCUGGAAAUGCUGGAUAUCCAUCCCGAAGUGGCGGCGGCUGCCACUGAAGUUCACUUCUUCGACUGGGACGAGAACUACGCCAAAGGCUUCGAAUGGUACCAAGACCAAAUGCCCUAUUCGUACCCAAAUCAGAUCACUGUUGAAAAGACGCCGGGGUAUUUCACGUCUCCAGUGGCACCUGCACGGAUUCACGCCAUGAACUCUUCCAUCAGACUCUUGCUGAUCUUGAGAGACCCGACGGAGAGAGUCAUAUCGGACUAUACGCAAGUCUACUUCAACCGCUUGGAGAACCACAAACCCGUACAGGCCAUCGAGAACAUGCUAGUCAAGAACGGCGCGCUAAACACGCGCUACAAAGCCAUCCAGCGCAGUCUCUACGACGUCCACAUGAGGAACUGGCUUCAGCACUUUCCUCUGGAGCAGAUCCACAUUGUGGACGGGGAUACGCUGAUCCACGACCCCUUACCGGAGCUCCAGCGAGUCGAGCGCUUCUUGGAUCUGCCGCCUCGGAUUGUGGCGUCCAACUUCUAUUUUAACCAGACCAAAGGCUUCUACUGCAUCCGCAGUGAUGGCCAUGAGAGAUGCCUGCACGAGUCUAAAGGACGCCCGCAUCCGCCUGUUAACAGCACUGUGCUGCGACAGCUGCGUUUGUACUUGCGCCAACACAAUCGGAACUUCUACCGGCUUAUAGGACGUACCUUUAACUGGCAGUAGUGGGAGGGGCUGGAAUUAGCCAAUCACAGCCCAGCUGAGGGACUGAUUGACAGCUGAUGCACCGUACAAACCACUCCCCCUCGGACACGUCUCUUAAAUGCCUUCCAGCUGCAUUUAAAGGGAAAGUUCACCCAAAAAUUCUAAUUCACUGUUAACGCUAUACAAGAUGUAGGUGAGUUUAUUCGUCAGUAGGACAGUAAAGAAGAUUUUUUGCUGAAAACGUGGUCCUUGGUGACUCAUAUAACGCAAGUCAAUGGCUUCCAGCACUUUAAGAGUCAAAAAAGCACAUACAGGCAACAUGAAAUGAAUCCCAGUGGCUCCUGACGAUAUAUUGAGGUCUUAUGAAGCGAAAUGAUUGGUCUGUGCAAGAAACUGAACAUUAUUUACAACAUUAUUACCUGUAAUCCAGACCCUCGGGCAAAUUGGGAAAUCUGAUUCUUUUCUGCGAACUGAUUCUUUUGGACAGAUUGUUUCAAUGAAUUGGUCCAAUUUGCUAGUUUGUUUACGCAAUCAUGCAAUGACGUAAAAUAUAUGCAAUUAUGUUAUUAAAGCACCCAAUAAUGAUGUGAAAUGUGGAUGGUUUACAUGUCUUAGGCACAUAAACGCAUGCACAUAUGAGCAGCUCAUCUGUCUUUGUUCCGAGUUGAACUGUUUCAAAAGAACCGGUUCAAAAGAAUGAUUCGUUUGUGAACCGGGCAUCACUCCGGACCGUUUGCCUGAGACUUAGGAUUACAGGUGAUAAUGUUUUAAAUCAUUUCACUUCAUACGAUCGCAGUAUAUCAUCAGUACUUGCUGGGAUUAAUUUCAUGUUGCCUGUAUGUGCUUUUGACUCUCAGUGUGACGGUAGCCAUUGACUUGCAUUUUAUGAAUCACCGAGGACCACGUUUUCAGCUAAAAAUCUUCUUCUAAAAAUCUUCUCGUUCUACUGAAGAAAAAAAGACAUCUACAUCUUGAAUGGCCUGAGGGAGAGUAACUUAACAGAACAUUUUCAUUUUUGGGUGAACUGUCUCUUUAAGACUUCAGAAUGAUCAUGCGUUCAAUCUGAAAUUGUAAGGAGUAAGAUAUUAAAACUGUGCUGUGGGGGAAUAACUUUGCUGUCAAGUGUCUUUGUCGUAACAAAGUUACCCGAGACAAAUCUGAGUCUUUUUUUUUCUCUCUCUCACUAUUUGUUUGAUAUUCUUGUACUUGAUAAUAAAUGGUUCUGCUUCCGAAAUGG
Cyprinus carpio (common carp) is the source of this 2550-nucleotide messenger RNA. RefSeq names its product heparan sulfate (glucosamine) 3-O-sulfotransferase 1-like1. Lineage: Eukaryota; Metazoa; Chordata; Actinopteri; Cypriniformes; Cyprinidae. The record is from RefSeq and is a predicted model, not a curated record. Gene Ontology annotation, molecular function: [heparan sulfate]-glucosamine 3-sulfotransferase activity.